This is a messenger RNA of Epinephelus fuscoguttatus (brown-marbled grouper), 1924 nucleotides long. RefSeq lists its product as uncharacterized. The coding region runs from base 355 to 1782 and encodes 475 amino acids. The record is from RefSeq and is a predicted model, not a curated record. The transcript is spliced from 5 exons. Lineage: Eukaryota; Metazoa; Chordata; Actinopteri; Perciformes; Serranidae.
GCCCCUAAAGGGACAUGGAAGGGAAAAAAAAUAGACGGUAAAAAAAAAAAAAAAAAGUACUUGCGAGAUCUCGCAACAACAAUUCACCCAUGGGAGAGGCUCAUAGAGUUUUAUUUUGAGAUUGGCCUCAAAUAUAAAGACAUUAAAUCAGUGCUCGCGAGUAAACACGGUUUUCAUGUAAGUGAGAGCCAUCUGAAGCGACUGCUUAACGCAAGAGGACACUUCGGGUAUGUAUGCAACUUCCGGUAUGGACUUCCAGUAUGUAGACACGAAGAAGAUUAACUUCCGGUAUGGACUUCGCGGCGCCCCGCCGUCUUGUCUGCAGCUGGGUCCCUCUCGCAAAUAGAGGGAGUCAUGGAGGAGGAUUUCGAACAGUUUUUGCGGUCUAGAGAGGUCCCUCAAGCGGCCAUCAUGCACAUGAAAAGAGACAAGGUUGAUAAGGCAGUAAUUUCCAUUAUGACUGAUGAGCAAAUGGCCAAAUAUAUCACUUCAUAUGGUGACAGGGUAGCUGCCCUUUCCUUCUGUCAACAAACAAUGUGCAACCUUGACAAAGAGACUCUUAUACAAAGAUUAAGAGAUAAAAUAGCAACUCGGAAAAUGAGAUCAAGGACAAAAGGUGUGCUGUGUGGUACAUCAGGUGUGCUCCAAAAGCCAGGUGAGGGGAUGGCAAGACAGAGAAAUACUGCAGGAGAAAAGACUUCCAGGAAGAUUGAAAUUGGAUGGCUUCAUUUUCACAGUAAUGAAUACCAUCAAGUGAGGACCAAAAAUGGCGGAGGAACAAGACAUGCAACUGUGGAAAAAACAACAACUGUUGCUCAGAUUUUGGAGCUAGGAAAGGAGCUAUUUUUCCCAAAUGGGCACUCAACCAAAGGGCAAGCUGACGACUUUACCUUUGAGGUCUGUGAUUUUAAAAGAAAGCACAUUCCUUUCGAUGAGACUGUUGGCAGAUUGUAUGAACAAACCAAACUGAAGCUGCUUAGAUUUUAUAUUUGCACAAAAGACGAAGGACCUUCAACAGAUCAGUCUUCAUCUGAAGUGGAUGAAUGUAGUGAAGAUUUUUUAACUGAGGAUUUAUCUGUCAGCAUCACUGAGGGAGCAGAUUCACAGUUGACUGAGGAUGGAUCUCACCUUGAUGCAGAUGAUUCGAUUACAGAUCUACUGGAUCAUGGACACUCAUCUGACAGUGACAUAAGCGAACAGAAUAUGCAUUUCCAGUUGCAACCAAGCUCCAAAAAACAAAGAGCAGCUUCUGAGACUGUGACAGCACAAGGUCCAGGAAAAUCACAUCCCUCUCAUUCAACCCCAACAGACAUUAAAAAAACUAACAUUGGCCAGGGGCAGGACACCAACACAAAUGAUCAUGAUGAAGUCUGGAAUCAUCUCCAGCCUUUUAAUGAUUUCCCUGACUCCUGCUUUGAAAUUAUUGACCUGACCAGAGCAGUCCCUAAUGCCUCUCCACAAACAGAGCCUGACCACAUCUGUCGCGUUACUUUUGAAGAGGUUCCAGAAGUAGACGAGGCAGAUACAGUUGUAUGGGAUCCGGAAGAGGACCUUGGCAGAGCAGAUGGAGAUGAGACAGUUGUGAUCACAUUGGACAACGUCAACAGUGAGGAUGUCACACAGAGUGCUGAGAUGAAUGGAGUGACUAUGCAGGCUUUCCAACUCCCAUUGCCCUCAGCUAAUGACCUGCCUACACUAGCUGUGCAGUCCAUACAUGGGGAAGCAGUGCAAACUGCACAGGUAAGAUGCAUCACUGCAAGCAACCCUGAACACAUCCUCUAAACUACUGUAUGAUUUUACAUAACUGUUUGGAUGUGAUAUGAUGGAGCCUUUGAGCAUACCAUUUUCUGAAGGUGUGGUAGGUCAGCUCUGGAGGAGCGCUGAUGGGUCUGAAAAAGUAAGUGUGAUGAUGUACAGUACAGGC